UUUACUACGUUCAGAGAAACUUUUUUUUGAGAGCGCGCGCACACGGAAACCUACGAGGUCUUGGAGUUAUAUCGGCGAACUGCUUCGCUUGGAUAAAGACACACGCGCGACUGCGCUCACAACUUUACUUCUUCGAAGUUCAGGGCUGAGCCUGGAAAGAGAAAGCAUCUGCACCAUGAAGGUCCUUCUCACUCCACUGAUGCCCUUUCUGCUCUUCCUCAUCCUUCCUGAUGGCACCCGGUCCAGUGACUGCCCAGAGGACUGCUCCUGUUCCACGCCAGACUCCAUCUUGUGUUUCCAGAGACGCUCCUCUACUAUUCCCAAGGGAGUCCCCCCAUCCACAAAAAGCCUAUAUCUCUUCGCCAACGGCAUUGAGGGAUUGACAACUGAGGACUUUGAUAGCAUGGAAAACCUGGAGAUGCUGGACCUCAGUCAAAACAAAUUGACUGAACUUACUGAUAGGGUGUUUGAACCUUUGACCUCUUUGAGAAACCUGGACUUGUCAUCCAACCAGAUCACUGACAUUUCAGAGGAAUGCUUCCAGGGUAUGGCACUGCUUGAGCGCCUUUAUUUGUACAGUAAUCAUAUCGAGACCAUCCACCCUGCUGCCUUUAAUGGCUUGGAGCACCUGCUGGAACUCAAACUGCAGGGCAAUCAGCUGACGUCCCUGCCUGCUCUCUCAAUGGCACGACUACUGCUGCUGGAUCUUCGUUUCAAUGUCUUCCCCACCUUGGGUCCUUCAGAUCUCCACACCCCAAACCUUGAGUCGCUCAAAUUGGGCGGUGUGGGACUCAUCAGCCUGAAUAAGGAGCUCAUAAGUAGUCUAAAGAACCUCCACGAGCUGGACAUUUCAGGAAACCUACUCGAGUCCUUCCCCUCAGCACUAAAAGAGACCCAUGGUCUGAUUCACCUCAGCCUGGCUGGGAACCCAAUGGGCCCUCUUAAGGUUCAGGACAUGGAGAACCUUGGGGAGCUGCAGGAGUUGGACAUUAGCAGCCUAAGUUUGCAGGGCCUUCCUGAAGAGUUCACCCAACUCUUACCCCACCUCAGAAAGCUAACAGUUGCAGAAAACCCCUUCAACUGUCUCUGUACCUUAGCAUGGUUUCCAAGAUGGCUAAGAGCCCAGAGCAUCACCCUGGAGAGAACAGAGGAGACCCGCUGCCAUUUCCCACCAAUCAAUGCUGGAAAGGUAUUGGAGAGGCUGGAGCACAGGGAUUUUGGCUGUCCUACUACAACUACAGUCACAACUAGUACUGUCAAAACUACCACUACCCUGCCUGUUCCUGUCACUACCUUCCGGAGUACAACUAGAGCUAUUCUAGUUCCCAGGGCCAGUGACAACCCAACAAUCAAAGAUGACUCUCCCCUGCCCCCUGUUCCUGCCUCUCCCAGUAGCAGCAAUAUGGACCCAGGUGAGGAGCAGCAUUUCUGUCCCCCUCACACCUGUCUAAAUGGGGGUACUUGUCAGUUGGACCAGCACGGUCAAGUAGUAUGUACCUGUCCACAUGGCACCUCUGGCAUGUAUUGUGAAGUCCAAAACCAUCACCCACCUUCACCACCUGAAGCUGACAUCCCAUGGGCAACUGUCAGCGUAGAUGCACCAGACAUCAGCUCACAUCAAGCGACCACAACUUCAAUCCUGCUGGACCUCCACCGCUACAUUGAAAUGCGGCCUUACAUCCGUGGAAUUCGCUUAACCUAUCGUAAUCUCUCUGGGCCAGACCGCAGGCCGAUUCAACUCAGCCUACCAGCAUCAUUCCCAGAGUAUAUACUCAGAGGCCUGCAGCCCAACUCCACUUACAGAGUGUGUGCCAGUCCACUAGGUGCCCCUAGUGGCGCAGACAGUGUCUGCACUGAAGCCCAUACAGUUGCGGAAAGUGUCAGCAACCGUCGUCAACAGAUUGACGACCAGAGGCUAACAACUGUGCUGGUGCCUGCAAUUGCCAUCUUGCUACUGCUUGUGCUAAUAGCAACAGCAGUGGGAGUGAUAUGCUAUCUUCGCAGGAAAAAGGCCAAGGGCCACCUGGACCUAGAGUGUGAGCCCUCCCAGCUAGAGUUGGAUGGAGUGAAGGCUGGCAUGGACAACGGGGCACUGCCUCAGAAACAGCCCCAACUUAUGAUCCCUGAACCUGCUGUUCAGAAUGACAAUCUGGAAUAUGAGGAGUUGCUACUACAGGAUCACUGUACAUCAAAUAACAAUAUGACUUCACACAAGCCCUCCUACUUUUGACAACUGACUGACUCAUCAGGCCUAAACGAGGCUCUGUUUUCCCCACCGGGGAAAUACCGAGAGCAGUAAAUGGAGUCGUGAAAGUGGAGGACAAAGUAUCAACUAGCCAAACAGCAAAGGAGAAACUGAACAUAUAUUUAACUUAAUGCUCUCCGGUUGUCUUAAGUAGACUUUAAACAUGUUCAAAAACAUUGGUUUGGACUUUAAAAACCAUUGAAAGUGCCUCUACUCUAUUUACAUCCAUUCUGCUUCACUAUUCCCUUACUCACAUUGCUGGAAAGGCCACCUCUUAGUUCCCAUGCGGUGGUGCUGGGACUGAUGGUGUGCUGGGAUUGGCUGAAACCUAGGGUUAAGAAAUGGCAACCUCGAGCCCUUCAUUAUCUGUUCAGAAAGAAGAGUGGACUGAAACGGGGUUGUGCUGCCUUUUCCCCAUCACGACAGCCCAACUAAAGACAGCAAUUGUUUUUGCUGCAUGUUGUAACACCUUAUUACCACCGCAAAGGGAUCAGUGCUCGCUGUGAAUGACUUGUAAGACACCAAAUGAAGAUAUAAAGAGAAAAUAGCAGACGCUUGUAUUCUUUAUUUGGCUUUAAAACUCUUUUUGUUUUUGUAUGUAUGUUUUUUAUAUCCGUCUUUUCAUGUUAAAUGUUAUUGCGUAACAGCCUUCUAUAGUCUUUACCUCGCUCCCCCACACACACACACACACACACUUCUUGUGACUAACAGACAAAACAGCAGAUUAAAAUCUUUGAAGAUUAAAACUCAUUUGGUACCAGCAAAGUCAAUCAAAGGCUUUACCCCCAGAAUGUCAGACAGUCUAAGUAGAUGUGAGCCUGGACAGAAUCAAGACUAAAUCCCCCUUCUCGGCUCUGAAGCCCUCAGUCUGCUUUGCCACCACAAAGGUUGAAGGUAAGCAGGAUUACACAAGGUACACAGGGCAGCAGUCGAAUGAACCCCCUGUUUCAGUGCUGCACUAAAUUGCAUCCAGUUUGUAGCCUCAAUUACAGUAAGCACUCAAAUGACUACACAGCUAAAAAACUUUAGAGACUUUAUUUAUUAUUUAUAUUUGCCGCAAGGGAAACAGUUUUAUCCUCAAACUACAAUUCAUGUAUAUCAUGCUACUUCGCCUGGUGGUUGUGUGUUGCGUUUCCCUUGAGUAAAAAUAGCCUGCUCGGCGUUUCUCCUUGGCUAGGAGGGUCACCGUUUGCUCACUUACACCUAACAAGACAAUGUCCAUAAAACAGACUUUUUUAUACUGUUAUUUAGAGGACAAUGAGAAAACUGUGAGAUCUACAGAAGGUUAUUAUAAGGUGCUGAGAUCCAAAUCUGUGAAUAAAGGGCAAAGAAGGAUUCAAA
Molecule: messenger RNA, 3586 nt
Organism: Pseudoliparis swirei
Lineage: Eukaryota; Metazoa; Chordata; Actinopteri; Perciformes; Liparidae
Gene: vasnb
Product: vasorin b
Exons: 2
Coding region: 176-2230 (684 amino acids)
Molecular function (GO): protein binding
Source: RefSeq, a predicted model, not a curated record